AUGUGUACAUUAGAUUUCUUAAAAUCACUCAGAAUUGGUAACAUGAAAUACUAGCCUCAAUGUUUUUAAAAAAAAAAGUAUAAGCAGGAAUCUGACCGCUUUUCGAUAUUCAUCAAAGUGAAUACCAUAUGUGUUUCUUAAAAACAGAAAUAAAAAAGAUCUUCAGUCAUUUCCCUCAAAGAAAAUGAUCUUCAAAGUCAUGUCGCAUAAAAUUUUGCUUUUCUCUUUGUGAAAAAAAGGAAACAAAAUCCACAAAUUUAUGAACAAAGGAGAAUGAAUCCCUAAAUUAAGACGAAAAACAAACCCUCCAAAAGUACAAGUAAAACCAUAAAAACGACUAUUUGAUUUUGUUUCAUACAAAUUUCAUUAACCCUCAUUUUGUUUUUUUAGGUUUUAUUUUAAUCUGAAAUCCGAAUCCCUUUUAGAAGGAAUCCAAACCCCAUAAAAGGACCUAAAUUUUUGGUUUCCUUUGCACACACAUAUAUAGUGUAUCUCAUUCUCAUAUACGCGCACAAUUUCUCAGACCUACUCGCAUUAGCUAUAGGGAGAGAUGGAGCAUCAGCAGCAGCACGAGCAAGACGACGACGUUUAUGGCGGCGACCUGCCCGACGAGGAUUACAUGGAGUCCGAAUUUGACCCUUCUGCCGACGCCGACGCCGACGCCGACGCUGAUGCUGAUGCUGAAGCCGCCUCUGAAUCCAAAACGCAGGAGUUGGAGAGUAUGAAGAAGAGGUUGCAGGAGAUUGAGGAAGAAGCAGGCGCGCUUCGCGAAAUGCAAGCCAAGGUUGAGAAGGAGAUGGGGGCGAAUCAAGAAGAAGGUGGUUCAUCCGUUAGCCAAGCUGAAAAGGAAGAGGUGGAUGCUCGAUCCAUAUAUGUUGGUAAUGUUGACUAUGCAUGCACGCCUGAGGAAGUUCAGCAGCAUUUUCAGUCUUGUGGGACUGUAAACCGGGUCACUAUAUUGACAGACAAGUUUGGUCAACCCAAAGGUUUUGCUUAUGUAGAGUUUGUGGAGGUUGAAGCUGUUCAAAAUGCUCUGCUGCUAAAUGAAUCUGAGCUGCAUGGCCGUCAACUGAAGGUCUCUGCUAAGAGAACUAAUAUUCCUGGUAUGAAACAAUAUCGAGGAAGGCGUCCAAAUCCAUAUUUUGGUUCAAGGAGGCCAUUCAUGCCCGGUCCUCCUGUCUACCCUCCUUUUAGUUAUGGGAGGGUUCCGAGAUUUAGGCGCCCAAUGCGCUACAGGCCGUAUUGAUGAAUAUUUUUCAGUUGGGCUACUGUACGAUUGAGGAAUAACUUGGGUUCAAGCAACGCCUCCAUUAAAUUGUGCCUUGAUAUGAUCUACUUAUCCGGAUACUCUACAUGGCUGAUGGCUAGAGUUAGUGUGAUAUUCAAACUUCUUGUAACUUUUUAUUGUAACUUGUGUUAUAGUAGCUGCAUGCAAUUAUAAUUAUGAUUAUGACUGCUUAUAGGCAAGGAAGAGAGAAAAGCUGAUAACUAGGGGUCUUCUUAUAGUCCAUUCCAUGGUUUGUCUGGGAACCUCACAUGUUGUUGCCAACUGUUCAGUGAUUACAUCUUAUGAUAGCUGGAUAUUUAUGACAUUAUUUUAAUUCUCUAUC
Salvia miltiorrhiza (redroot sage) is the source of this 1610-nucleotide messenger RNA. Its product is annotated as polyadenylate-binding protein 1. The coding region runs from base 551 to 1246 and encodes 231 amino acids. The record is from RefSeq and is a predicted model, not a curated record. Gene Ontology annotation, molecular function: RNA binding. The transcript is spliced from 6 exons. NCBI's taxonomy places the organism in Eukaryota, Viridiplantae, Streptophyta, Magnoliopsida, Lamiales, Lamiaceae.